This is a messenger RNA of Chenopodium quinoa (quinoa), 1754 nucleotides long. RefSeq names its product choline/ethanolaminephosphotransferase 1. Lineage: Eukaryota; Viridiplantae; Streptophyta; Magnoliopsida; Caryophyllales; Amaranthaceae. Gene Ontology annotation, cellular component: membrane. The coding region runs from base 264 to 1475 and encodes 403 amino acids. The transcript has 19 exons. Gene Ontology annotation, biological process: phospholipid biosynthetic process. The record is from RefSeq and is a predicted model, not a curated record. Gene Ontology annotation, molecular function: phosphotransferase activity, for other substituted phosphate groups.
AACAAAUCCCUAAACCCCUAAAAAAACAACAAAAAAAAAACACAUUCACUCCUUGUCUCCCUCAGUCUGUCGUCAUAUCCCAAAUACGCGCAUGCACGGACCAGACAACGAACACUCACACUCUCUCUCUCUUCAAACUACCACCGCCAACGGUGGUUUCCGGCGGAUUUUACGGCGUGGUUUAUAAAUUCCGGUUGCUUGUGCCUUGUGCUGUAUUGAACUAUCUGGACUUUUGGAAGUACUAAUAAUUUGAAAGAGAGAAGAUGGGGUAUAUAGGGGCUCAUGGUAUUGCUGCGCUACAUAGAUACAAAUAUAGUGGUGAGGAUCACUCAUACACAGCCAAAUACAUUUUACAACCAUUCUGGACUCGAUUUGUGCAUAUUUUCCCUCUUUGGAUGCCCCCAAAUAUGAUAACACUUACUGGAUUCAUGUUCUUAAUGACUUCUGCAUUACUUGGAUAUCUAUACUCACCUCGUCUGGAUUCACCACCACCUAGAUGGGUUCAUUUCAUGCAUGGAUUACUGCUCUUUUUGUACCAGACCUUUGAUGCUGUAGACGGAAAGCAAGCAAGACGUACCAAUUCAUCAAGUUCGUUGGGCGAGCUUUUUGACCAUGGAUGUGAUGCUCUCGCUUGUGCUUUUGAAGCUCUUGCUUUUGGGAGUACUGCUAUGUGCGGAAGAGCGACUUUCUGGUUUUGGGUAAUUGCAGCUAUUCCAUUUUAUGGUGCAACAUGGGAACACUACUUCACCAAUACGCUAAUACUUCCUGUAAUCAAUGGACCGACGGAAGGUCUUAUGCUGAUCUACUUGUGUCACUUCUUCACAACUUUUGUAGGUGCUGAAUGGUGGGCUCAACAGUUCGGAGCAUCAAUACCCUUCUUGAGCUGGGUGCCAUUUUUUAGUGGGAUCCCAACAUACCAAGUUGCGUUGUACCUCAUGAUAGCUUCGGGUGUGAUACCGACUGUUGCAUUCAACAUACAGAAUGUCUAUAAUGUAGUUAAGUUGAGAAAAGGAAGUAUGCUGCUAGCAUUAGCCAUGCUUUAUCCAUUCGUGGUGCUCUUGGUUGGGGUCCUUGUGUGGGAUUAUCUCUCUCCAUCUGAUCUUAUUGGCACUUAUCCCCAUCUCGUUGUAGUGGGAACUGGACUUGCAUUUGGUUUUCUUGUGGUAAGAGAACAUUUAUGUGGUAACCUUUUUUUUCCCCUUGAGGGAAGGAUGAUUUUGUCUCAUUUGUGUGAUGAGCCAAAGGGUCUCAAAACUAGUAUGUGUAUGUCUCUGUUGUAUCUCCCUCUGGCAAUUGCAAACGCUUUGACUGCUAGGCUAAAUGACGGAGUUCCAUUAGUUGACGAGUCUUUAGUGCUGCUCGGUUAUUGUGCUUUUACUGCUUGUCUGUACUUGCACUUUGCAACGUCAGUCAUCAAUGAAAUCACAACUGCUUUGGGAAUCUAUUGCUUCAGGAUUACUAGGAAAGAAGCAUGAAGAAGGUUCUUGGCUUCUAGUUCUUGGUAUUUCCUUCUUCCUGUACCCUUCCGUAUUGCACUUUCAUUAUUAACUACCAAAGCCUCCCCUUCUCCUGCAUUAUCGAUUUCCUUGGUUGUGGCAAUACAGGUAAUUGUGGAAAUUUAUUUAUUCAAAAUGUUUUGAUCAACUUUGUGCUCGUGGAUGUAUGAUCGAUUCCAGAUUUUCAUUUUGCUAAAACCUAAUGUUUGCUCAUACUUGAUAUUUUAUUUUUAAUAUAUUUUUCUCUUUAAAAUUGUA